GGGAAUUUGGCAUUGUGGAGUGAUCAGAAACCAAUUACAAUUUAACACAGCGUUUAAUUGUCACCUUCUUGCUGAAAACCGAGCAAUGUGUCAACGACAGAUGUGAGCUGAUAGUGGAAGACACUUGCCUUGGAGUACAUCAUUGUCCUAUUUAGUUGGAACUUGCCUGUGGAUUUUAAAAAAUAAUACAGAAUGCUUAUUUAGUAAAUGAUAUUUGAUUGGUGAAAGAAUUUGUUUAGCUCAUGCGCAACAUGAGAAGAGUGCAAGUCAGAAAUAUCUAAUAGAUUUCUGAAAAAGGAACCAUAAAAACAGAUGUGUGGUUGUCUAAUUUUUUGGGUCUCUCCUCUCUUGUACCCAAAUAUGAUGUCAGAGUUGGUACCACGGAUGAUGUAACACCUUCAUUUGUGCAAAAUUUGAAACCACAACUUGCGAGCUAAUGAUACCAAGCCUGGAAGACUCCACACACCUGGAGCUGGAAGGGGACUAUGUAGAACUAUUGGACAUAGCUUCUGCGGCGGACCACCCGCCAUCUGUUUCCUCUGGUCAACCUGAAAUGGGGGAUCCCCCCAAGGCCCCUCAAGUGAACAGAGAUCCUGUUUCGAGUGUCGCUAAUUAUAAGUGGGUUUGUGGGACUGGUAUGACCAGUGAGGAGGGGGCAUGCACCCCUUGUCUAAAUAGAAAACUAAAUAACAACUUGAAUGUCCAGGAGACAAAGUGCCGCUUCCGACGGUCGUACAUGGCUGCUCUUAAGAAUCCUGUUAGUUUCUGCUCUGCACCCAUGGCUGAUAUAUUGGAGGACCCCGUGAGCAGGGCUGAUACAUCAACCAUGUUUGCUGCCCUGGAGAGUCCACUUUGCUCCCGGAGGAAAACUUCAACCCACACAGCUGCUUCUUGGCUUUUCCCUGGCAAAGGAGAACCAAAACCCGGAGAUGUACCUGGCCUGGGUUCCUCAAAAAAUUCCAGAUCUACCCCUUCAUCUGGUUCAGACUCCUCCCCUUCUCUUGUACACAGAUUUUCGUUUCUAAGAGGACAGCGCAAUUCCUCUUCAACAGGGGACGGAAUUACCAUUGAUGGUGGUGGUAGUCACCAUGGAGGUACUUGGAGGAGGGUGUCCGCUGUAUGUUCCCCUCGACUCAGCAGGACUAAAUUCGUUGGGAAAGGAUUGGUGCCAAAUUCCACCUCUGGACUUGACAUUACUUCCUCUGUCCAGAAGGUCCCAUCCAAGACUGGUCUUUGGGUUUCCAUUGUAGGAUCUCCAGCAAGAGGAACUAUCCCGUGGGAAACCAUCUCGGACCCUCCAAUUCAGUGCCAGGACCUCAGUGCCAAGUUACUGUACUCUGGAAUCGCUUGCCUCCCAGGAAGCAGGGACAAGCAGGGCAGGGCCCUAAUCCAGGUGACCACAGAUAGCAGCGCGUGGGAGACUCCCUGGUGUUCGGUGAAAGAGGUGGCAAGAUUACUGCUCUACCUUUGUUCCGUGGCCAGAAAGGAAGUCAAGGAUCUGGGAGUCCUGAUAUUAGUCGAUGCUAGGAAGCAACCUCCAACAUCAUGUCUACAUGCAGCUCUACAGUCGGCCCAGGCAUCGUGUCCUGGUUCUAUUCAAAACAUUCUAAUCCUGGUGGAGAAGGACAGUGCCAGCCAGAUGGACAGAAUACCUGGGCUACCGGUAGAGGUCUUGACUUCACUGAAAGGGCUGAGCCGGUACGUGGAGAUUGGACAGCUGACCUGGGACCUGGGGGGCACCUUCCCAUACUGUCACAGCGAGUGGGUCCAGUUUUAUCAGAAACUGGAUGCUUUCCUGGCAGACUUGAGAAAAGCCUCCGACUUACUACAGCACUCAAUCCAAGAACUGGGAGAUGACAAUGCUCCACAAGACUCCAAGGAAGCAGAAGAGAAGAUGAGCCAGUACCGAGAGUUGAUGAGGUUGGUACUUAGUGACUCUCGGUUAGUCUCCCUGCAGAGAGAAGGAGGUACUACCCUGGCCAGACUGCGUAAAGAGGCCACAAGAUUCUACUGCUCACACGAUGUCAGGAGUGCGGUGGAGUCAGCGAUACACAUGUACAACAGUCUGGAGGAAAAAGUACACGCUCUAGUGUCAAAAUCCAACCGAAGACUUGAGCUCUUGGAGUCACUCCUGAAGGUCCGAGCUUUGGAGAGUCAAUUUAGUCAGCUUAUUUUGUGGAUGGAUGAUGAUGGAGAGAAUAAGCUACAUCAACUGGACAACAUGGAUUGGACCUUGGAAACCCUGGAGAGAUACCACAAGAAAUUCAAAGACUUUUACCUCCAAGCAACAGUACAUUAUAAUCACGGGCUGGUGCUUUUGGAUGAUGCCAACAAAUUCAACGGUUCCCUCUUCCCAGAGAUGGAAUCAUUCAAGGCUGUGAGAGGUGGAUUUCAGACCAAACUCACCGCUUUCUACAUGAGGGUGGAGAGGCAGAAGGAAGAGCUGGAAAAACUUGUGAAUCUCUACAGAUUUUGCAACAAGAUCACACAAUUAACAGUGAGCUGCGGCCGUUACCUUGGACAGCUAAAGAAGGCAGAGAAUCGGUGGUGUCAACCAGAGACCCAACAGUGCCUCGAGAAUUUCCUGCAGCGGCUGACACAUGAACUUUCAGCAGACAAAUUUCAAGAAAUGAAAGAGGAGUCGUACACACUGAGCAGCUGUAGAGGGCUGGCUGUGUGGAAUGAAACCUGGCUCAGGUGUCAGGAGGCCAAACAACUAUUAGAAGAGACUCUAGAAAAGUGUAGAGAUGAGCAAAGUACACAUACAUCUGACAGGCACAAGGAUGCUGCUGUUGGCUCAGUAACCAGCACCCAAAGUGAGGACACUCAUGUGAGUUGUUCUAGUGAAGUUUCUACCCUAGAUAAGAAUGGAGAAGAGGUUUAUAAACCAAGGAGCAGCAUGCGAUCAGCAGAGGCAACAGUCAUAAACUGCUGUAGCUUUGGACUGCAUGCUGGUUCCAUGAGCCUUUUCCUGAAGUCAUCUAGGAACAAUCGAAAUGGAAGAGUUAUGCGAGAACCUGUCAACUCUCAGGGAUGUUCAACGAGCAAGGAGUCCAAUGGCAACAAUGUGACAGAUCUUGAGAACACAGAACUCAUGGCACAGAACUCCAACAAUGAAGCUUUGGAGAUCCUCCACACCCCCAGCCCCAAACUGCCCCCACGAACUCCUGUACAGUCACCCUCUUCAACAAAUACUGAGCAAGUCCAAUGGCUGGCCUUUGGUAGGUCUCACAAUGAUGACUCAUGCACCCAAAUCCAAGGAGAUAAUGGUAAGCGGGUGACAAAGUCUGGAAGGAACUGCACACUCUCCAGGCAUGCCAGCUUCUCCAUGGGGGACACUGCCUCCCAGUACUCCUCAGAAAGCUCUUCACUCAUGUCACCACUUCUAGCUAUGGAACCACUUACACCACGUAUUCCCUGGAGGAGAGGUGCAAUGACAGAAACAACACGGGACAAUGACUGGACUGCCAAUGUUAACUUUGCUAAACUCCACAGAAUAAUGGAGGAGUUGCUUGCUACAGAGAGAGAUUACGUAUGUUCACUGGGGUAUGUCCUGUCUCACUAUAUCUGUGAGAUGGACCGACCAGAUCUUCCCCCUACAUUGCGAGGACAGCAUGCUGCCAUCUUUGGAAAUUUGGAGAAAAUCUAUGAGUUCCACAGCCAUAUCUUCCUGCAGGAACUAACAAGCUGCAGGAGAGACCCAAGUCAUGUUGGGUCAUGCUUCCUCAAGCACAAGGAACAAUUUGGGCUGUACGCUUUUUACAGCAAGAACAAACCUCAAUCAGACCGGCUCUUGCAGGACCAUGGAGCAACAUUCUUCAAGAAGAAGCAGCAGGAUUUGGGUGAUAAGAUGGACCUCUCCUCCUACCUUCUGAAACCCAUACAACGAAUCAGCAAGUACAGUCUACUCCUGCAGGACAUGGAGUGGGAAUGCAAAGGGCAGAGUGCACGGGCAGAGGAGCUAAAAGCCGCUCGGGAGGUUGUGCGCUUCCAACUUCGACACGGGAAUGACCUUCUUGCAAUGGACGCUAUUCAGGAUUGUGAUGUGAACCUGAAGGAGCAAGGCCGGUUACUGCACCAAGGAGAGUUCAUGAUUUCCUACAGGAAGAGGAAAUGUUUGAGAAGAGUCUUUCUGUUCGAAGACCUGGUUCUUUUCAGCAAAACAAAAAAAAGUCCCUCGGGAAGUGAGAUCUAUGUUUACAAACAGUCCUUCAAGACUUCAGAGAUCGGUCUCACUCACACUUUGGGGGGCAGCGGACUCUGCUUUGAGAUCUGGUUCCGCAGAAGGAAGCUGGAAGACACCUACACACUGCAGGCACCAACAGCAGAGAUUAAAGAAGCAUGGACCAAGGACUUGGAAAAAAUCUUAUGGGAUCAGGCCAUCAAAAACAGAGAACAACGAAAACAGGAACGAGCAUUCUCUGGACUUGGGUGCAAACCUUUCACUGACAUCCAGCCGAGUGAUGCUGCCAUUAGCAGUAGAGCUGUCCAUGGUCCGACUGGAGAAGGAGAUGAGAAUCUUCAUCCUUCCUCUCUGGUUGUUCUACCUUAUCAAAUGUCACCGCCUCCGCCGCUGCGCUCUAUGUCUGUAGGCUCUCGGAGCAGUGCCAGCAGCGCGGUUUCCCUUGGAGGCUGUUCAUCCACCUCAUCUGGACGUGGCUCACUAAGCCCCUACCUCAAUUACCCUGGAUCGGAGACACCCUGGCGGUGCUGCAGGACAGAACCACCCCAGGAGAGAGAGAACCGCAUCUUCCUGAGCGCUAGUUCUGGCUCAUCAGAGGGGAGUGUCAACGGAUACAACUCCUCCGACCCGUGUCACCAGCCCUUAGGACAUCUAAACAUGUGUUACCCUGCGGAACACUGGCCCGCCCUGCAGAUAGGAGACAAGCCAUCAGGAAACAGCAUCCCGUGAAAGAAAAGAUACACAAUGCCGUCAGAAGAUAUUGUUCCGUAAUAUAUGUUGUAGCUUAUUUAGAUCGAUGAACCCGCACAGGUUUUAAAUAUGUAAAAUAUUAAUAAAAAUGUUUCAUUUAA
Pelobates fuscus (common spadefoot toad) is the source of this 5034-nucleotide messenger RNA. RefSeq names its product KIAA1755 ortholog. NCBI's taxonomy places the organism in Eukaryota, Metazoa, Chordata, Amphibia, Anura, Pelobatidae. Gene Ontology annotation, molecular function: guanyl-nucleotide exchange factor activity. The record is from RefSeq and is a predicted model, not a curated record. Bases 437 to 4912 code for a protein of 1491 amino acids. The transcript is spliced from 20 exons.